AUGAGACCAACAUACAAGGACAUCAUCGAGUCGGACAUCAUCAAAUUUGUGAUCGGUCCCAAUGACAAAGAGUUCAAUAUCCAUAGCGUUACGAUCUCGAGUCUAUCAAAGCCUCUUGGCGUACUGAUUAACGGCAACAUGCGCGAAGCCACGGAGAGAUGUGUCAAGUGGCCUGAUGUCGACGAGAAGACUUUCGUGCGCUUCGCCCAGUGGGCUUAUACUGAGACCUACGUGACGGAGGAGCCUGACAUCCUCCUUGACCAUUCUGUCAUUGGAGCUACAGCAUCUUCCACAGCAACAGAAGCGCUGCCACAAAGCAACACAUCAGCCGAAUUACCGCUAUACUCUCUCCUCAGAAUCAAUUCUGGCCAGCCCAACAAGAAAUAUGGUUGCUUCAACUAUAUUUGUGGUUGUUCCGCACUCGCCGAUUGCGCAACCUGCGCGGCCCUGACCAAGUCGUCAAUUUUCAGCAAAAGAGACGAACUCAUCGAUACCUUCUUGGACCAGAGCGGUAGCUCCUACCCUACGUCAAGUCCUGCUUUCUCAGCUCGACCAAAUACCGAGAGCUGUGAGAAUUAUACCGGCGUCUUCCUUUGCCAUGCGAAGCUCUACGUCCUGGGCGACAAGUACGACAUUCCAGCCCUGAAGCAGCUCAGCUUGCACCGACUCCACGCCACGCUGAAGGAGUUCACUCUCUACCCGAACCGCAUGAGCGACAUUGCAACUCUUACCAAAUACGUGUUCCAGAACACUGUCCCGGAGGACGAGAUUAGAGACAUGAUCACGCUGUACUAUGCCUGCAUCGUUGAGGAUGCUUCAAAGCAAGACGGUCUGGAGUCACUCAUCGACGAGAUUCCUGAUUUUGCGUUCGGAUUGAUCCGCAAGAUGAGCGAGAGGCUUGCUUAG
Diaporthe amygdali is the source of this 906-nucleotide messenger RNA. RefSeq lists its product as uncharacterized. NCBI's taxonomy places the organism in Eukaryota, Fungi, Ascomycota, Sordariomycetes, Diaporthales, Diaporthaceae. The record is from RefSeq and is a predicted model, not a curated record. The coding region runs from base 1 to 906 and encodes 301 amino acids. The transcript has 3 exons.